AUGCCCGAGCCUGUUAUCCCCCCUCGCUCUCCUGCUCGUCAAUCACCCACUCGAGGCACAUUCGCUCCACUCCGCGAUACUGUGAUCGAAGAAGACAAGCCUGUUGAGACCACUCCUUCCAAGAAACAGAACAACCGCAUGUCAUCCACAACCAGCCCCAUGCGUCGGCGUACCACGAACCGAUCUCGAAGAGAACCACUGAAGACAAUCCAGCCUCGCGCCAUGAAGCGCGAGUCUAUACAGUCUUCGAAGUCAAAACGUUACUCUAAGCGCUCCAGUGGCAUCUCCUCCAUUGCAUCUGGGCUCCCUGUGAGAUUCAGCGGCGCAGGCCACGGCGCCGGUGGAUUCGGUCCUCCAGGUCACGGCGUUGUUCACACAUCAUGGCAAAACCCACGACAAUCGUUGAUGAGCGAUGAGACCAGUCUAACCAACAUUGCACCAAUGUUCCCACGGCCCCCAGCAGCAGCACGGAUGCGCCAUAGCAUGGCAUACAGUAUGGCAUCUAGCAUCCCCGACAACUACAAGCGCAUGACACUGCGAACCGUCGAACCAGAUGAAUCCACUAUCUCCGAAGCCGACUCCCUCGAGGCUUUCGUGCACAGCCGUGCUAAAAACCGCAACUCCUCCAACCCUCUCUUCUCUGCACAAAUCAGCCGUCGCACUUCCUCCGCCUUCCGCGCUCUGAACCGCAACCACAGUACUCGCAGCCGCGCUGAUACGGUCUCCGUCUCGACCUUCAGCGAUGAGUAUCGACGAUCCAUCCACGACCGGCCCCAGUCGACUGCCAUGUCGAUGUCUGAAUAUGGAGAUGAUAACAACAACCGUUAUUCGCACUACCAAAAUAUGCAACCGGCUGGACUCUUCCCGCUCGCCGAGGAUAGUGUCAAUGGCGCAAGUCAAUUGAGCCUCGCACAGGAAUACCGCGGUGCUAUCUCUCCGAUCCCCCGUUUCUGGAGCGAGAACAGCCUGGCGAGUGCUCGUCAACCACGGCCCCCAUCCAAGUAUAAUGAUGAGAACGCCAUCCCACAGAGUUCAUCCAUGGUCUCUGACCUGGACGAACAUCUCAACCGCAAGGUCAGCCCUGCGACCAAACCCAACCACCAAUGGCGGUUGUCGCCCCUUGAGCCCCCGGCGCCCGUGAAGAGUCAUAGCAACCGGGGUCUACCUAUAGCCAGCAGCGGCGAGCUGGCAUUUGUCUGA
Messenger RNA from Penicillium brevicompactum, 1200 nucleotides. RefSeq lists its product as uncharacterized. Lineage: Eukaryota; Fungi; Ascomycota; Eurotiomycetes; Eurotiales; Aspergillaceae. Bases 1 to 1200 code for a protein of 399 amino acids. The record is from RefSeq and is a predicted model, not a curated record. The transcript has a single exon.